Purpureocillium lilacinum is the source of this 867-nucleotide messenger RNA. RefSeq lists its product as uncharacterized. NCBI's taxonomy places the organism in Eukaryota, Fungi, Ascomycota, Sordariomycetes, Hypocreales, Ophiocordycipitaceae. The record is from RefSeq and is a predicted model, not a curated record.
AUGGGCCGAUUCGCACCGCUGUUGAUUGGCGCCCUGAGCGCGCUACAGAUGCUCAGUGUUGCUGCCCAGAGCGCAGACUGUAUCCCCCAAUGCUCGGCCACUACCAGAAGCCAGUUCACCAAGUUCGCUUGCGUGAAUGCUGAUGAUGCUGGUUGUCUGUGCGCCAAAGCAGACUUCUUCUAUGGCGUCCGCGACUGCGCCGUUGCCUGCGGUGCCACGGAGCCCAACGUACGCCAGGCACUCAUUGGUGGUUUCUGUCCCGGUCUGACGUUCGGCGCGACGACAGCGCCGGCCGCCCCUUCGACCACUGCAGCGCCAACUACACCAACGCCGACGCCCACCCCCGAGGCUACGACUCCGGCCACCACGACGACUUCGACAACUAGCUCCACCUCUACCUCGGCGUCUUCUGCCUCUGAGACUGCGCAGCAAACAUCGACGUCAGCAUCAGUGAGCACUACGGCAUCUGCUACGGCCGAGUCUACUUCCACCGCCUCUUCAACUCAAACAUCCGCGCCAUCGACGACUGAUGCUGGCAUCCCGGCCAGCGCAACCUCGUCGCAAGCGGCUGCGGGCGGUUCUUCGAAUUCGGGCUUGUCUCAGGCUGCUGUCAUCGGUAUCGGCGUCGGCAUUGGAGCUGCCGUCAUUGCCAUCGCGGGCAUUGUCAUUUGCCUUCUUCUUCGCAACCGGAAGCGCCGACCCAGCCAGCAUCCGCAUUUCGAGAUCUCAAAGCCGCUCCCCGGGGCGGGCAGGACAUAUGCCAGCCCCGACCACGGGUCUUUCGAGAAGUAUCACAACGACAUUGAGCUGUCCUCCAACCGGUACGAGGACAUGGUGCCGCGUACGCAACCGCGAACGAUGGUGUGA